AUGAUAGGCAGCUGCGUAUGCUCCACGCAGAGUCUCACUACCAGAGCCCCUGGCAAUGUCAACCUGUACAAUUUGCAGAACCUGGGCUCUGUUUCUCUCAACGACUUGGAUUCUCAUGUCGGUUUCUUCUGCAACGCCUUCGGACAGGCCACUGACAAACGCGAAUCCGCCUUGAAGGCAAUGGCCGGCAAAUCUCUCAUCAAGAGCUUUUAUAGGCAAGAGCCGACGUAUUCCUACCGGAUCGGCUGCUCUGAAGACGGGCACCAGGGCCUCAUGCUAGCCCAGCGAUACCCGGACGUCUACGACGGCAUUGCCGAUGAUACCAUUACGCCCACGGCAACCGAUAAUUAUUACAAGGCCGUGCCAGACAUUAGCCCCGACGAGGGCGCAGUGGGCGCGGCGGUCGGGCUCCUUGAGCAGCUACGCCUCUGGGAGUACAAGCUGGUCAGCGUGGCCGUCGGCAACGCAACGCAUGACUGUAUCCUGUGCCCGUACCCGCAGACAGCAACCUACAGCAGCGACUACGAGUACUCCUCAAAGGCCUACUACUGGUCUUGUUCCGGCCGUCCAGCCGUCUUCCGCAGGGACUAG
Messenger RNA from Colletotrichum navitas, 591 nucleotides. RefSeq lists its product as uncharacterized. The record is from RefSeq and is a predicted model, not a curated record. The transcript has 4 exons. NCBI's taxonomy places the organism in Eukaryota, Fungi, Ascomycota, Sordariomycetes, Glomerellales, Glomerellaceae. Bases 1 to 591 code for a protein of 196 amino acids.